AUGGAUAGUCUUAAAUUUAUACUCUAUUUAGUUUUUGGAGCGUUUCUUAUUCAAUUAGUGUGCUUAGAACCCGCUGAGAAAUGUGAUCCUACCAUAUGUACCAUUCAAACUAAUUGUAGGUGUUCAGAUGCAAGUUCUCCUUUUACAACUAAGCUUGAUGAUUGGCCACAAUUUAUUACUCUAACUUUUGACGACCACAUGACGGAGCAAAUGUUAGAUGACGUUUACUUGCCAUUAUUGAUACAUUUAGUCAAUCCUGAUGCAAGACCAAUUAGUGCCACGUUUUUUAUUCCACAUGAUAAUACCAACUAUCAAGCUGUCAAUGAGAUGUACAAUUUUGGAUUUGAAGUGGGGGUAAAUUCCAUAACGAAAAAUACCUCACCUGCUUAUUGGGAAAGUGCAUCCGAAGAAACAUUGAUCGAAGAAUUUAAAGGUCAAAAGCAUAUUUUGUCACAUUUUGCUAAUAUACCUAUCAACGAAAUACAAGGAGUUAGAACUCCCCAAUUUACACUCGCGGGAAAUGUCUCUAUAAAGGCUUACCGUGAAGCAAAUUUUACGUACGAUAAUUCUUGGCUUUCAUCAACGCCCUUAUUUCCUUACACCUUAGAUUAUAAAUCUACGCAAACAUGUAGCUCCGAUAGCGUAUGUCCCAAUGAAGCUUUUCCGGGAUUUUGGGUGUUACCAGUUAACACAAUAAAGGGCAUGGACGGCAAGGAAUGUACUUAUUUAUCCAAAUGUGGAAUUCAGGAUAGAGCCUCUCUGAUCUCUAAUUGGCUUACUAAUGAAGUGGAUAAAUUGAGAAACACAACCAAGGCUCCACUGACCUUAAACAUCGAUUCAGCAUUUUUCACGGGCUUUAAAAACACUUAUACAGCUCUAGGUAUUUUCUUGAAAAAUAUGAAGGCGAGACUGGAUGUAUUUCUUGUAUCUCAUAGUCAGCUACUUCUUUAUAUGUCAAAUCCCAGAAAUAAAACUUCAUAUAAAUCGGACUAUUUCACUGAUUCGACUCUAUGCUAUCACAAUUUAUGUAAUCUAAAGAAAGGAGACGAAACGAGAAAUAUGGAUUGCUGUGCAGAUUGUCCAGAUGUUUAUCCAUGGCUUGGAAACCCUGACGGCAACAAGACAGUUGAUUAA
Molecule: messenger RNA, 1134 nt
Organism: Diabrotica balteata
Lineage: Eukaryota; Metazoa; Arthropoda; Insecta; Coleoptera; Chrysomelidae
Source: the annotation of a GenBank genome assembly